AUGGACGAAGCGCGGCCGCUGUGGGCCACCCCGCUACAGUUCGUGUUCGCCUGCAUCUCGUACGCCGUGGGCCUGGGCAACGUGUGGCGCUUCCCCUACCUGUGCCAGAUGUACGGCGGAGGUAGUUUCCUGGUGCCCUAUGUCGUCAUGCUCACCGUGGAGGGCGUGCCGCUCCUGUACCUGGAACUGGCAGUGGGGCAGCGCAUGCGCCAGGGCAGCAUCGGCGCCUGGAGGACCAUCAACCCCUACCUCAGUGGUGUUGGCGUGGCCAGUGUGGUGGUGUCCUUCUUCCUCUCCAUGUACUACAAUGUCAUCAACGCCUGGGCCUUCUGGUACCUCUUCCACUCCUUCCAGGAUCCCCUGCCAUGGUCCAUGUGCCCACUGAAUGGCAACCGUACGGGCUAUGAUGAGGAGUGCGAGAAGGCUUCCUCGACGCAGUACUUCUGGUACCGGAAAACCCUCAACAUCUCGCCGUCCAUCCAGGAGAGCGGGGCGGUGCAGUGGGAGCUGGCGCUGUGCCUCAUCCUGGCCUGGCUCCUGGUGUACUUGUGCAUCCUGCGGGGCACGGAGUCCACCGGCAAGGUGGUGUACUUCACUGCGUUGCUGCCCUACUGCGUGCUCAUCGUCUACCUGGUCAGGGGCCUCACGCUCCACGGAGCCACCAACGGCCUGGCAUACAUGUUCACUCCCAAGUCUGGGAUUCCCACCCGGGGUUCUCCAGCCCUGUCCCUGCUGGCUUUCCAGAUGGAGCAGCUGGCCAACCCCAAGGCCUGGAUCAACGCAGCCACCCAGAUCUUCUUCUCGCUCGGCUUGGGGUUCGGCAGCCUCAUCGCCUUCGCCAGCUACAACGAGCCCUCCAACAACUGCCAGAAGCACGCCAUCAUCGUGUCCAUCAUCAACAGCUCCACCUCCAUCUUUGCCAGCGUCGUCGCCUUCUCCAUCUAUGGCUUCAAGGCCACCUUCAACUACGAAAGCUGCUUGAACAAGGUGAUUCUGCUGCUGACCAAUUCUUUCGACCUUGAGGAUGGCUUUUUGACAGUCAGCAACCUGGAGGAGGUGAAAAGUUACCUGGCGUCUGCCUACCCCAGCAAGUACAGCGAGGUGUUCCCACAGAUUAAAAACUGCAGCUUGGAAUCAGAGCUGGAAACGGCCGUCCAGGGCACCGGCCUGGCCUUCAUCGUCUACACAGAGGCCAUCAAAGACAUGGAGGCGUCCCAGCUGUGGGCGGUGCUGUACUUCUUCAUGCUGCUGAUGCUGGGCGUUGGAAGCAUGCUGGGGAACACCGCCGCCAUCCUCACCCCUCUGACCGACAGCGAGGUCAUCUCCAGCUACCUGCCCAAGGAGGCAAUCUCAGGUCUGGUGUGCCUCGUCAGCUGUGCCAUCGGCUUGGUGUUCACCAUGGAGGCUGGCAACUACUGGUUCGACAUCUUCAACGACUAUGCUGCCACACUGCCCCUGCUGCUCAUUGUCCUGGUGGAGGCGGCCGCCGUGUGCUACCUGUACGGACUGAAGAGAUUCGAAAGCGACCUUAAGGCUAUGACUGGACACGCUCUGAACUGGUACUGGAAGGCCAUGUGGGGCGGUGUGAGCCCGCUGCUCAUCAUCAGCCUCUUUGUCUUCUACCUGAGUGACUACAUCGUCACGGGGACCCUGCAGUACCAAGCCUGGGACGCCUCCCAGGGCCAGCUUGUGACCAAGGACUACCCCCCGUAUGCACUGGCCAUCAUUGGGCUGCUCGUGGCCUCCUCUACCAUGUGCAUCCCCCUGGGGGCCCUGGGGACUUUCAUCGUGCGCCACCUCAAGUGGGGAGACACAGCCUCCGUGGCCUGAGAGCUGGGCUUCCUCGAGACUGCCGUCAGCCACUCACUAUC
Molecule: messenger RNA, 1871 nt
Organism: Mesoplodon densirostris (Blainville's beaked whale)
Lineage: Eukaryota; Metazoa; Chordata; Mammalia; Artiodactyla; Ziphiidae
Gene: SLC6A20
Product: solute carrier family 6 member 20
Exons: 11
Coding region: 1-1830 (609 amino acids)
Biological process (GO): sodium ion transmembrane transport
Cellular component (GO): plasma membrane
Molecular function (GO): L-proline transmembrane transporter activity
Source: RefSeq, a predicted model, not a curated record